This is a messenger RNA of Notothenia coriiceps (black rockcod), 493 nucleotides long. Its product is annotated as procollagen-lysine,2-oxoglutarate 5-dioxygenase 2-like. NCBI's taxonomy places the organism in Eukaryota, Metazoa, Chordata, Actinopteri, Perciformes, Nototheniidae. The transcript is spliced from 3 exons. The annotation marks the transcript as partial. The record is from RefSeq and is a predicted model, not a curated record.
GUUCAAACAGUAGAGCUAAGUUUGCCUCCUCGCUCCACACCGGCUGCAGAAGUGUACCGUCCAGUUUUCACCGGGACUUGUGCACGGACUUUAUAACGUGGACUUGGCAAAAUGAGACUUCGGCGCGUGCUUUUGUUUUUAGCUUUAUCUGUCUGCCCACUUUUCUCUCUGACUAACUGUGAAGAGCAGCGAGUCCCCGAAGAGAAACUUCUCAUUGUGACAGUUGCAACCCAAGACACUGAAGGCUUCAAGCGUUUCUUGGUGUCGGCUAAACAUUUUAACUACACUGUCAAGGUUCUUGGUCGGCUUGAAAAAUGGAGGGCAGGCGACUACAUGUCGGCUACAGGAGGGGGCCAGAAGGUACGACUGCUGAAAGAGGCUCUGCAGGAAAUGAAGAAUGAAGACACAAUCAUCCUUUUUACUGACAGGUACAGUGUCUUUACCACAGGCAAACACUCAGAUUCAAAUUUGCUUCUCAGCAGUGAUGGCCAGA